This is a messenger RNA of Paramecium octaurelia, 2751 nucleotides long. NCBI's taxonomy places the organism in Eukaryota, Ciliophora, Oligohymenophorea, Peniculida, Parameciidae. The record is from the annotation of a GenBank genome assembly.
AUGAGUGAACCGCAAGUAAAUCCAGAAGUUGAUAACUAAUCUGUAAUUUCAGAGGAGAGCAACGCUGAUGAUAUCGACGUGUUUGGUCAAGAUUAAGAAAUGUAAUGAAAAAAUUAUGAAUUCAGUGAUAAGUUUCCACUCUUAACGAGUAUUUUGGAUAGUAGUUGGUUUUAAAUAUUCGUAAAUCUGUUAACUAUCUAUGCUCUAUUUGGCGAUGAUAUUAGAAUAAUUGCUUUUGAUAAAAGAGCUGAUGAUGGAUUCGAUGUAAUCACUAUAAUAUGCAUGGUAAAAUCAUCAAAUAUGGUAGAUAAUAUUUUCAAUUGAAAUUGUCAUUGCAAGCUUGGUUAGAACUGACUAUUUUAAUUCAUUCUUUUUCUGGCUGGAUAUAAUAUCAACAGUUUCUUAAAUUUUGGAUAUCACCUAAUUCAAUAUUGCAGUUGGCUUACAGUAACUAUUUCACCCUUAAUCCCAUUUUAGAGGUUCCGUUGCAGCAAAAUCCGCCUCCCAAUUGUCCCAAGCCAACAAAGCCUCUAAGACUAGUUCAAAAGCAAUUAGAGUUGUUCGUCUUGUUAGAUUAAUUAGAAUAGUUAAGUUGUAUAAGGCAGCUAGUUAUUCAUAAGAAUAAGCAUUCAAGAGGUAACCAAUCCGGACUUAGACCAUUAAAAAAAGUAGAGCAACAAUUUACCCAUCUGUCUAUGAGAACAUUAAUAACAUGGUAAUUGAAUAAGAGAAUCUAAAUAAAAAAGAGAAUCACACCGAAUAAAGGGGCAGUAUUGAGAGUCAUAAGCCAGAAGGAGAAGAUAAUGCGAAUAGUUAAGAAAAUCGGGAAAAUUAAAAUAUGGUUGCAAAAUAACUCUAAAUUGAGAAUUCGAUUCCAAAGAGCUUACCAAAUCGCAGACAGUCUAUGAAGGAACCAUCGUAAGUCAAAGCAAAAGAAAUAAAAGAAUCAAGAGUGAGCAAGAGAUUAUCAGAUUCCACAACGAAGAAAGUCAUCAUCCUUGUCAUUAUAUUACUUUUAAUCAUGCCUUUAUUUAGUUCUGAUUACUAUUUUGAACCAUCCUAUAGUUUAGCUUAUGCAGCUGAAUAUUUCAGAGUUGUGGCUGAAAUUCCAAAUACUAAAUUAAGCGAAAUCAAUCAGACCAUUAAUUUUGUGAUAGAUUAGCAUAAAUCAUUUGACACACCUGUAGGAUACAUUACCAACCCAUUUACUGAGAUAGAGAAUUACUAAACUCCUUCAUAUUAAUAUUUAAGAGAAAGCUCCAAAAGCUAUUAUUUUGAAUUAGUAGAUCCUGUAUUGGUGGGAUUGGAUUAUAUCGGUGAUCCUGUCAUUCUGUUUGUCUCAGAUAAUUCCGAUGUUGAGUCUAAGAAUUCAAUUAUCAAUAUUGUUAAUACUUUAUUUGUGAGUGCUGUAUUGCUAUUUGGGGCCAUUGCGUUUUCGAAUGAUGCUAAUAAUGUAGCUUUGAAACCAAUAGAUAGGAUGAUAGUGAAGGUCAAUUUAAUAGCAAAGAAUCCUUAAUUGGCCAAGGAGAUGAAAUUAGAAUCUGAAGGAACCCAAAAGGAAACCACCUAGAUAGAAAAUGCUAUCAUUAAAAUAGGUGCCUUGUUGGCAUUAGGGUUUGGUGAUGCAGGUUCUGCCAUUAUAGGAACCAAUAUGGCUUCAUCAGGAGAUGUGGAUCCUAUGUUACCAGGUAAACGUAAAUGGGCAAUUUAUGGAUUUUGUGAUAUUCGUAAUUUCACCGACGCCACUGAAGUCUUGCAAAAGGAUGUGAUGUUGUUUGUAAAUAAUAUAGCUGAGAUCGUUCAUUCGAUGGUGGAUCGUUAUCAAGGAUCAGCUAAUAAAAAUAUUGGAGAUGCAUUCUUAUUAGUUUGGAAAAUCAAUGAUUCUCAAUGGUAUGAGGAUGGAAAUGAAAUCAAAUGGUAUUAAAUCGUAAAAUUGUUUAAGGUCCAACUUGGUGUUCAUAAAUUAAUUGGCUGAUUGUGCUCUAAUUGCUUUCAUGAAGAUCUAUGCUAAGAUCAAUAGAGAACCCAAAAUAUUGGAAUAUAGGAAUGACGAGAGAUUAAGUCAACGUUUGCCAGGAUACAAAGUAAAGAUGGGAUUUGGAUUGCAUAUAGGAUGGGGUAUAGAAGGUGCCAUUGGAUCAGAAUUCAAAAUUGAUGCCUCUUAUUUAAGUCCAAAUGUUAACAUGGCUUCCCGUUUAGAGGCUGCGACUAAAUAAUAUGGAGUGGCCGUCUUGAUCUCAAGUGAAUUACAUCAAUACUUCUCCAAUGAAAUUAAGAAAUAUACAAGACAGAUUGAUAAGGUUACUGUGAAGGGAAGUGUUAAGCCUAUUGGUUUGUUCACAGUUGAGAUGGAGGGCGAUGAUUUGCCUCCUAGUAAGUAGGAUUACCCUUAAGAAGAGAAGUAAUAAGUGAUGUAUGAGAAAAAGCAAAUCUUUCUUUAAUAAUUAGAGUCUGGCGAUUUUAAUGGAGAAUUGUAUAUGAAAAGAAACAAAGAUCUUGGACUUAUAACUAAAAAUUUCAAUCCAGAAUUCUUGGUAAUGAUAUACAUACUACUAAAUCUAGCAUCAAUUUGGUCAAGGGUUCUAAGGCUACCUAUUGGGAAAUUGGAAGGAAGCCCAUAUGUGGCUUGAAAAAGCUAAGUAAAUUAAACCGAAUGAUGGUCCAAUCAGUACACUUUUUAAUGUAAUGGGAGAAACUAAUUUCAAAGCUCCUUAAGAUUGGAAGGGAUAUAGAGAAUUAACAGAAAAAUGA